Molecule: messenger RNA, 4798 nt
Organism: Equus caballus (horse)
Lineage: Eukaryota; Metazoa; Chordata; Mammalia; Perissodactyla; Equidae
Gene: C1H10orf105
Product: chromosome 1 C10orf105 homolog
Source: RefSeq, a predicted model, not a curated record
UCAGGGCACGGCAGAGCCCAGGGCGUGUUGGGGUCGUGGGUGGCACCUGGUGCUCCUUGGGCCUCCCUUGGAAAGCUGAGAAGACCUCUCCACCCAGCUCGGGACUGCUGAGGGCUGGCUCUGAGGAGCCAUGAGCACAGAGGGCCCCAGCCCCCUCGCCUUCCUCACAGCUCCUGUCACUCCAGGGAGACCCAUGGAGGCAGGUGACCUCCUCCCCGUGCUCUUUGCCCUGGCCUGCAUCUUCUUCCUGCUGACCACCUGUCUGUUGUUCAUGAUCCUCUGCAAGUCUGCUGCAUUGGACCCGAGCCGCCGCCAGGCUCGCGAGUGCAUGCCCCACCACCCUGGGGAACCCAGCGAGCCCCGGCUCCGGCUCUGGAAGCGGCUGGGCUCCUUGCGCCGCUCCCUGCACAGCUUCCACCGUGGCCGGCUGGCCCCUCAACAACCCCUGCCAGACCACGAUGACAACCACAACUGUGACUAUACGGAAUCUACCAAGAUGUGAUGGGGUGUGCCGCCCCAUCCAGGAUCCAGCCCGGAUCCUCCUGCCUCGGACAGAGCCCUGCACCACAGGCUGCAGGAGGGCAGCGGCCCACAGAACCUGGGCCACAUGCUCACCCCGAGUGGUUCCCUAUGUGAGCAGGGCCAUGGCCUUUCCCAGAGAUGGCCCUGGAAGAAUACCUUCCUCUCUGCAGACCCUCUAGCUCUGUUGCUGAAGGAUUGCUGGACCAAUUACUGAGCGCCUGCAGCCAUCUGGACCCUUGGCCUGAGGUUCUAGAGGGUAUGACCUGGCAACCAGGCACCACCCACCUCCAGGGAGCAGUGCCCUGCUUCCCAGCAGAAGGCCUGCCCACCUCCACGUGCUAAAGCCCAGCUCGGACUCCAGUGCUGGUUGCUGAAUGGCCAAAGGUUCCCCCCCAGCCAAGUGGAAUACUCAGCCCACACUGGGUGCAAGGUACUGUCCCAAUCUCUGUGCCAACUCAUUGCCUGAGGCAAACUGGAACCCAGGGACACCUCUCCUCGGAUUUCCUGGCCCUGCCAGCAUUUGCCUAGUAAUCCAGGGGAGCAGCCAGCACGCUCGCUCUGGGCAGAUCUGAUACCUGGGUGUGUGCUGGAAGGAGGGGCGAGCAGCAGGCUCUCAAUACUGCCUGGCCAAUCAUGACCUUGGCGGCCAGCUUGGCAGCCCCCCUUCAAUGUACCCACGUCAGGAUGGAUCAUGAAUGGGUUAAGCUCCUUGCAGAGGCCAGGACCAGUGCUGUGUCAGAAUGGCAGGAGGCACUGCCAGCAGCUGGAGGUGAUGCCACCUGGGCUCUGAGGACACGCUAUAGUGGCUCCAUGCCUGGCCCAGGGAAGGAGGCGGCCUCCUCUCCUGUGGGAGGGUCCUGAGCUUUCCAGGGCAGCUACGGGAUCUCAGGCCUCGGCCACACUUGGUAUGCUGUGUUUUUGGCAAUUGCUUCAUUGACUGCCUACCUUUCAAAGCAAUCCCACCCUAGGAUGAGCUUCUUGGAAUCCCACUCCGUCAACCUUUCCUCCCAAGGCCAGGGCUAAACACUUUGGUUGGGUCCCAAAUUUGGAGAUUGGGCAGAGGGGAUCUGAGCUGCCUAGCUCCUGCCCCAGAGCGUCCACCGGCCAGGGCCACCUCGUGCCCCACCACAGGGCUGUCCCACGCCACCCUGCUGUGACCCAUAGUGCAGCUAGCCAAGUCUUCUCCGGGCUUUCCACUCUCCAGCUCCAAAACCUUCGUUGGCUCCCUACUGCUGGCUGGAUAAAGCCAGAACUCCUUAGUCUGGCCUUUGGCACCCAGUGGGAGCUGGCUCCAAACUAUCUGUCUAGCUUCAUCUUGACCCAAAACUCCAGGCACCUGAACCACCUGUCCUGGCCUGGCCGUGGGUUAUGCUUCACAUGGGGCACCCUCUGUGAAGCCCUUUUUGCUAUCCAGCUGACAGCCACCUCCUGCCUAGAACUGCCCCUCCCCGACACACCCCUCCGAGGGAGGACAUGGAUAACUUCCUCUUGGUGGUGUGGGUCAUCCUUGCCUGUGUCUUAUCCUUCCUACACGCCUGGGAGCUGGCAGAGAGCGAGACCGUGUCCAACCCCUCACUCCGCCUCACCAGCUCCGGGCACAGAAGUUUGGGGGCUCUGUUGACUGGGUGCAGGGUGGCCCAGUAUGGGGUGUCCCCACCCCUCCAAGCUGAAGGAGUCCUGGGGAGCCCUAUUCUUCCCUUGGAUGCCCCUACAGAGAUUUCUCUCCAAGCAGGCCCUGUUGGAGAGGCCACUGUGCCCUCCUUCCAGCACAACUGGACACCAGAGUGAGUCCAGCUUGGCCAGAAGCUUCCUUCAGUGCUUUGGAGAAGUUACCAGUGCCUGAAUUUCUCCCUGAGAAGAGGGGAGAAUGAGGGUUGCCCUGUAUUACUCACACGCUCUAGCAUUUCAGGCUGAGUGUUGUAUAAACAGAAACCAGUUCUUUGGGUUUAGAAAGUGGGGCAGGCCUCCUCCCACAGGGCUUUGUGACCCCUCCUGGCUAACCUGUUAACCUCUUCCUGGUUCCCUCCCCCAGGGCUCCCUGAGACAUCCCAGGAUGAACUCCACCUGCGGCCCGUCACCAUGUCAUCCCCUGGCUAGGGGGCUCUGCUUGCACUAGGUGUUCUCUUCCUGGAGACCAGGGGUGGGGGUGAGGCUGCCCUCAGGCCUGAAGGGGAGGAAAAGGCUGGAGAUGGGGAGGGGGCUCUCAAAGGUCUGGCCACAGCCCCAUGUCCACCUCCAGGGUGGUCCUGGGAGACCCACCAGGGAGCCAGCAGUGGCAGGUAUUAGGCGUUAGGCUGCGGGGAAACGGGACCACAGCUUUGGUGGUAGGGGUGCUCUCCAAGCCCCGGCAGCUGAGGCCCAGAGGCAAUGGACCUUCUGGCACCAGCCCCAGAUUCCUGCAGAUCCCCAUGGCUCCUGGACUCUCAGCAUCUCUCCUGCCCCUGUCCUGGCCCCAGUGCAGGGAGGUGGGCAAGCUCCCAGCCUCCCACUCUUCUGCCCGCCCAAACCCGGGAGCCUGCCCCAGUGGACAGGCCUAGAUUUGCUGCCUUUGGCUCAGCCUCCAAGUUGGAAAACCCUGCAGCUGGUGAAGAGGGGAAGUCAUUCCAGCUUCCCUCCCCAUCCAGCACUGAGGCUCCAGGGCAGGGUGGGGAGGGCAUCCAGCCUCAUUUUCAGGGCCUCCUUCUCUCCCUCCGAGCCUCAGCGCUGUCGCUCCUGCUCUCUGGGCAAAGGAACCUUUUCUUCUGGUGCCUGUUUACUGCCCAGGAGGGGAGCUUCGCCAAGUGCCCAUGAAAGCCGCUCUGUUCUGGGCCUCACUGGGCCCUGGCUCUCUCCCCUCAACUCCUUUCUGGGAAAAUGUGACAUCUCUAGCUCCUCCCUGCUCUGGAAGGCCCUUCUGGGUGGGGUUGGGGAUGAGGAGAGAGCUGUGGGGGAGAGGGGAAGGGGCAGCCAAGGCCUCCCUUCUGUUUUUUUGGGGAGCCAGACCCUGUUUGACUACAAAACCUGGAGCCUACUCUCCCCAGGAGGGAGGAGGGAGCCUGGGUCCCCCUCUCCCCACAGCACUGGCUACUUCCAGAGCAGGAGCUGGACCCUCUCCUGUUUCCAUCCCGCCCUGACACAAUGCUACCCAGCGUGUGUGCACUCAGAGCCCAGUGUGGUCCUACUUGCCCCCAGCCUGCCACCUGCCCCAGGGGGCCACGGCCACCUGCCUGCACGAUGCUGUGGCCCUCAGGGAUGUCCUCGGGGACGCUGGCCUCGUAGCUGCUCUGCAGAAAGAUGGGCCGAUUGUCGUUCACAUCCAGGACAGUGAUGAACACAGUGGCUGUGCCCGUGCGCCUCUUGCCUACGGGGCCGUUGUCUGUGGGACGUGAAGGAGGACGGGUUAGCAGCUGCCUGAGGGGAAAUUCCCUGGGCAUGUGCGCUGUCACUCCCCACCCUGGCCUCUGCAAGGUGGCUGUUUUUCUUCUCAGAUUAGGAAUCACACCAGCAAUAUCUAAUAUGUCCCAGGCACAUUCUGACUCAUUUAGUCCUCACAACAAGCCUGUGAAGUAGGAACUGUUAUUAUUACCCCUUUUUACAGAGGAGGAAACUGAGGCAUGAAGUGGGUUGAAUAGGGGCCCCUAAAAUAUACAUAUAUAUAUAUAUAUAUAUAUAUAUAUAUAUAUAUAUAUACCCAUGUUGAAUCCCUGGGAACCUGUGAAUGUAAACCUAUUGGGAAAAAGGGUUUUUGAAGAAGUAAUUAAGCUAAGGGUCUUGAGAUGCGGUAUCCUGGAUUAUGUGGGUGGGCCAUAAAUCCAGUGACAAGGGUCCUUAUAAGAGAACGGCAGAGGGAGACCUGACACAGAGAGGAGGCCUUGUAAGGUUAAGGCAGAGACUGGAGUUCUCCAGCCGUGAGCCAAGUGGUCAAGGACAGAUUCUUCCCAAGAGCCUUUGCAGGAGACAUGGCCCGCUGACACCUUCAUUUUGAACUUCUGGCCUCCAGAGCCAUGAGAGAAGAAAUUUUCAUUCUUUUAAGCCACCAAGUUUGUGGUAACUUGUUGUAGCAGCCCAGGAAACAGACACAGGUGCUGAGGUGACAAACCCAACUGCUGCUGGUGCAGGGGGGGUAAGGUCCACGUGGCACACCUGGCAGCCCGCCUCACGGGGCCACUGUCCUCUGCUCCCGUCCACAGGAGACAGGCACAAGGUGGGCCCAGUGACACGAGAGCUUCUGAUUUCUCAAGAGAAAUUGAAUAUCUGAGGUUUUAAAUAAAAUCUCCUGAUUUUUAAAUGUUCACAA